AAAACAGCAGUCUGUUUUCUUUUUUGACUAAUAGAAAGAGAAGUUGAGACAGGCAGGAAGCUUUGGUUUCGUUCUUCAAGCAAUAUCACUUUACAUUUUAAAGAGAGCAAUUGAAAGGGAAAGAAAAACAAAACAGAAAAUAGAGAGAGAAAAUGAGAGCAAUAAAAUAAAUACAGUGGAUAGCCUACACAUUGGUGGAGUUUACUGGACCAGACACAGUCUGACAUCAGUAGAGAGCGACAGAGAGAGUGAGGUGUGUAGCUGUAGUGAAGUGUAACUCUAGCAUUGCUUUACUGCAAGUACUUACAAGAUUCAAACAUUGACAUUUGUUUGAUUGUAGGAAACCAUUUAAGGCGCUUAGGAAGACAGUCUGUGAAAGAGAAAGACAAGUGGAUUAAAACAAGUCUCUUCCAGACCAAACCAUGUUGAUAAAAGAAUACCGGAUAUGCAUGCCUCUUACUGUUGAUGAGUAUAAAAUCGGCCAGUUGUAUAUGAUCAGCAAGCACAGCAGUGAACAAAGCGGAGGAGGUGAAGGGGUGGAGGUGGUCCGUAAUGAACCUUGCACAGACCCCACAUGCGGAGAUGGUCAGGUCACUGAAAAACGCAUCUACCUCAACAGCAAACUGCCUGCCUGGAUGAGAAGGUUUGUUCCCAUGGCUUUUUAUGUGACUGAAACAGCUUGGAAUUUCUACCCUUACACCAUAACAGGUCAGUUCAAGCAUUCUAAUACGAUAAAUGCUCCAGCAUUUGAAUAUUCAUGUGCCCUGUCACAUGGCAUGUACAUCCAUCUUGUCCUUUUAAUUCUUCAUUCUUCCCAAAAGUGUUCCUUCCUACCGAAGUUCCAAGUCAGGAUAGAGACGCGCUUUGAGAAUGACAACGGGAGCACAGAAAAUGUGUUUGGUGAUAACCCCACCCCAGAGGACAGUGUCUGCUUUUUGGAUAUCUUAAGUGAUCCAAUCCCAGACAAACAUUACAAGCAGUCAGAGGAUCUGAGCAACUGGGUGUCAAAGAAAACAGGCAGGGGACCCCUAGUGGAUGGCUGGAGGAACACCAACAAACCAAUUAUGUGCUCCUACAAGAAAGUCACCUGUAGCUUUGAGGUCUACGGUUUCCAGGGAAGGACAGAGGAGUUUGUUCACAGGAACAUUCGUGACAUUCUUUUGGUGGGACACAGACAGGCAGUGGCAUGGACUGAUGAGUGGCAUGGAAUGACACUUGAAGAGGUGAGAGAGUAUGAGAGAAAACUGCAGGACGAAACCAACAGCAAACUGAAGAGUGAUAUUAACUGUACAGAUUCUGCUCCUCCAAUGCGCCCCACCUUCACUCGCUCCAUUUCUGUUACGGAUGAAUCAUCACUAAAAAAGAUGGGCGUGAAGACUGUGGACAUUGAAGACUCCUGCCCAUCCUCUAUCAAAAGUCCUUUGAGAUUAAACUCUACCCCGGAAUAACACCCCUCAACCCGUCUUCCCACACGUACCCCUCAAUAACUCUACAAAUCUGGAUUUAUCAGCACCAUUGCCAGUACCACCAGUAUGUCUUAAAAUUAUUUGUGAGAUCUUUUAUCAAAAUUCUCUUGAUUUGGACUUUCUCUUCCCUGAUCUAUAAAACUAAAAGGAAGACAUUCCACAUUGUCUACUACAAAUAUGACCCUCUUGUCUUGAUUCCCUCGUGAUCUGUAUGCUUUGGCACCAUGCAGAAGUUGACAUUUUGCCAAAUUCUCACUUCACAACAUUAAUAGGGCUUAACUUAAAGCAAUGCUCCCACCUCAUGAAACUUCUUGCCAAAGAAUUUUAGAUGUAAUAUAAUAGUGGUUCCACAUGGAGUGAAACCAUAUUUCCUUAGGUCAACAUAUUUAUUCACUUCUCACAGACAAGCCCUCCUCAACAAAAUGGCUGCCACGUGGACUCAGGAAGUGGUCUAUUCAAAUGUCUAUAAACAUGAAGUGGACCACAGACCCAUCAGAGAAUGAAGAUGAACCCUUUCAAUUGAUCUAACGAAGCAACAUGUAGAGUGCUUCAAUGAGACACAGUCAUUUGGAUCAUGGCAAAUGUGAGUUGCUAGCCAAAAUUUCAAGUGGGUUCCUGGUAUAGAGGUUAGCCUUCAACCUUGCAUCAGUACAUUGACAGAACACGAUUGAGUGUAGUCACAAAGCACACAAUAAGCAAUAGUAUUCAGGGUGAGUACUAUUGGAUUGGGCAUUAUUGAAUGAGGCUGAUACUACACCAGCCUUUAGGCAUUAAGAUGUCAUUGGUUUUAUUCUGUUUUUUUCUCCUUAUUUUCAAAUAAAAAAAGGUGAAUUUUGUGUCA
Messenger RNA from Myxocyprinus asiaticus (Chinese sucker), 2307 nucleotides. RefSeq names its product cytoplasmic phosphatidylinositol transfer protein 1-like. Gene Ontology annotation, molecular function: phosphatidylinositol transfer activity; phosphatidylinositol binding. Bases 423 to 1448 code for a protein of 341 amino acids. Gene Ontology annotation, cellular component: cytoplasm. The transcript is spliced from 9 exons. Gene Ontology annotation, biological process: phospholipid transport. The record is from RefSeq and is a predicted model, not a curated record. Lineage: Eukaryota; Metazoa; Chordata; Actinopteri; Cypriniformes; Catostomidae.